UUUUUAAUACUCCAUAUAAAAUUUUAAUACAAACUUCAUUUUGAUGAACCCCCAAACACAAAGAGUAGAUGGUGAUAGGAGGAGAUAUGGCAAACAGAGUGCUGAUUUUGGACGUAUGAGAGACUUCAAGGAGCUGACUAUUUUGAAAAGGAAGUAUAAGAAAGUUGAUAUGAGUGGGUAUAAAAUGAAGUUAAAAAAUGAAUCCAAGGAUCUUAAAAAUCCACUAAUUGAAAGCGACCAGACAAAUGGAUCUUCUCAAUGUGAAGUUAAACAAGAAUGAAAUAUCCAGAGCCAAGAUUUUCAUCCCGAUGAAGGAAAAGAGUCAUGCAUAUUUAAAGAACAGUACCUCAAUCGUAGUCUCAGACACAAACUCGCUCGAAGAGACACUGCUAAAUUCGGAUUACCUCCAAAAAGAACCCCCACAACACUCCAAGACCCAAAUCUAACCAAACCAAAAACAUGCUGCUUUAACUUUUUCAAUUUCUAACC
Moneuplotes crassus is the source of this 489-nucleotide messenger RNA. The record is from the annotation of a GenBank genome assembly. NCBI's taxonomy places the organism in Eukaryota, Ciliophora, Spirotrichea, Euplotida, Euplotidae.